Molecule: messenger RNA, 2431 nt
Organism: Schistocerca gregaria
Lineage: Eukaryota; Metazoa; Arthropoda; Insecta; Orthoptera; Acrididae
Exons: 2
Coding region: 111-2384 (757 amino acids)
Biological process (GO): proton transmembrane transport; proton motive force-driven mitochondrial ATP synthesis
Molecular function (GO): proton-transporting ATP synthase activity, rotational mechanism; ATP binding; ATP hydrolysis activity
Source: RefSeq, a predicted model, not a curated record
AUUCACUCUUUUUCUAAGUAGCGUAUUUGCGGUAGGGUGUUUUUGUCGAAGUGCCCGUAUUUCGCCUUUAUUGCUGAGUUCGAAAAGGCUGCAAGAUUCAAACCACGGCUAUGUUACAGCGUAGAACAUUGAACUUAGUAGCCAAAUGUGCUGAUUUUGGGUUGGGGCGCCCUCGAGCGCCUCUAAGGAUGGGCGCUAAAAGUGCUCGAGCGUAUCACUAUACAGGAGGGUUGCUUAUGGCUGAGGCUCAAAAGCCAGCGCCCACGGUUGAUGGAAAGAGCAAGUUUGCGGAAACGCAGAGACAAAAGUCGAAGGGGACGGCCCAAAGCGCCGAGCAGAGCAAGGCGACCGAAUCGGAGACAAACGCGACGCGGAUAGAGGGCGUGACUUUCGAGGAGUUGGCGGCUGUGCUGAAGAGUCGGAAGGUGCCCAAGGUGGAGGAGUUGAAGGAGGAUGAGCACUUGGGUAGGAUAGCGCAGAUUAUUGGUCCGGUGGUGGACGUUGAGUUUCAGGGGAAGUUGCCUAGGAAUUUGAACGCGUUGGUGGUGGAGGGGUCGCAGGAGAAGGUGAUAUUGGAGGUGGCGUCACAGAUGUCGGACAAGAUGGUGAGGUGCAUUGCGCUAGAGAACACGGAUGGGUUGUGGAGAGGGAUGAAGGUGAGGGAUACGGAGGCGCCGUUGACUGUUCCGGUUGGCAGGGAGACGCUAGGGAGGAUCAUGAAUGUCUUGGGAGAUCCGGUAGACGACCGAGGACCGAUAAACUCGCAGACCCAGUUGGCGAUUCACAGGAGUCCGCCGGAGUAUACGGAGUUGGGGGCGUCUGACGAGGUGUUGUUGACUGGAAUAAAGGUGGUGGACUUGAUAGCACCGUAUGCUCGAGGAGGGAAGAUUGGGUUGUUUGGAGGUGCGGGUGUAGGGAAGACGGUGUUGAUUAUGGAGCUGAUCAAUAACAUAGCCAAGACGCAUGGUGGAUUUUCGGUGUUUGCUGGAGUGGGCGAGCGCACAAGAGAGGGGAAUGAUUUAUAUAACGAGAUGAUAGAAACGGGCGUGAUUAAGUUGGAUGGGGAUUCCAAGGCGACAUUGGUGUAUGGACAGAUGAAUGAGCCCCCAGGAGCUAGAGCGUUGGUGGCGUUGACGGGGUUGACGGUGGCUGAAUACUUCAGAGAUGAAGGUGGACAGGAUGUGUUGUUGUUCAUUGACAACAUUUUCCGAUUUACUCAGGCAGGGUCAGAGGUGUCGGCUUUACUGGGGAGAAUUCCGUCCGCUGUAGGAUAUCAGCCGACGUUGGCGACCGAUAUGGGUUUGCUCCAGGAGCGAAUUACCACGACAACGAAGGGUUCUAUUACUUCGGUCCAGGCGGUGUAUGUGCCAGCAGAUGAUUUGUCGGAUCCGGCGCCGGCUACCACGUUCACUCACUUGAAUGCGACGACGGUUUUGUCGCGUGCCGUAUCGGAGCUGGGUAUCUAUCCAGCGGUGGAUCCGCUCGAUUCGACCUCGGAUUUGUUGGAGCCCCACGUGGUUGGGCAGCGCCAUUAUUCGAUUGCUAGGCGAGUCCAGGCGACCCUCCAGGCGUACAAAUCCCUGCAGGACAUAAUAGCCAUUUUGGGAAUGGAUGAGUUGUCGGAGGACGAUCGUCUGACGGUGUAUCGCGCCCGAAAGCUCCAGCGGUUCUUGUCCCAGCCGUUCGAAGUAGCUGAGCCCUUCACUGGUAUGAAGGGUCGACGCGUUACGCUGGAAGACACGCUCACCAGUUUCGAAGAGAUUCUCGACGGAAAGCACGACAACCUUCCAGAAGCAGCCUUUUACAUGGUUGGGGGAAUUGAAGAAGUCAAGGAGCGGGCUCGCAUUAUCGAACAACAGGCGUCCCAGUCCGCCGAGAAGGCAUCUGGCGAGGGAGGGAAAAAGAAGGGACCUUCCUUCUCUCUGAACUGGGCGGACUUGCCUCGCGAGCAGAUGAUCCAGACCUAUUUGGACUCGGCCAAGAAGUGCCUGACCAAGGAAUGGCAGGCCAAGGUCGAAAAUGCGAGGAACUUGAAAGAAUUCUUCGAUCCAGAGACCCAGCAGGCCAGACCUGAAUACGUCCAGCUGGUCAGGUGGUUCUAUGCUCGACAGAUCAUCAAGUGGCAGCAAAACAUAAAGAAGGUGCUUGCCAACAUUUCCCCGGAAGCUUUCAAGCAGGAAAUUGUCAAUCGCGAGAUGGUCUCCCUAGAAAAGCUCGAGUCGAGCUUUAAGGAGAAGGAAAAGGAGGAGCUAACGCCCGAGAUGCUGGUGGAGGAGGCGUUCAACCUGAGGCCAACGCCUUGGGGGUAUUUGAACGACUUGCUUGAAAAUCCGUCUAUAGUCAAGGAGCAGAUUGAAAAGGAGAAAGAUGCGGUCAAGCCGUGACGAGAAGGAUCUGCGUAUAAAAAAGGCAUGAGGGUCUCACGCAUUGA